UGGAGUUUAAAAAUUCUCAGCAAGACACAAGAACAUCCUGGCUAAUUCUUCUUUAUGCCAGUACCAGCAAGCAACUUAGAGCUCAACAGUGGGAAUACCUUAUUCAAGCCAAGUCCAAAUGGAGGCAAGAUUGGGCUAUAGGGGGCGACUGGAAUGAAAUCUGUUGUGAUGCUGACAAAAUUGGGGGUAGACUCAGAACACCUUCCAGCUAUUCUGACUUCAACAAGUUCAUCUCUGACAUGGGCAUGAAUGAAGUUCCUUUCAGAGGGCACCCCUUUACCUGGUGUAACCACAGAAGCCAUGAAGACUUCAUUGAAGAGAAAAUAGACAGAGUGUUUGGCUCAUUCCAAUGGCUAUCCUCUAACAACAAUGCCACUGUCACCAGUCUCAUCAAAAGUGCCUCUGACCGCACUAUGCUCAUCCUGGACUCCAAUCCCAAUCAACUCAGCAAAAGAAAAAGGAGAUUCAUUUUCGACAAGAGAUGGCUGGCUAUGGAAGGUAUUGAGGAAACAGUGAAAUCUGUGUGGUCAGCUCCUAAUGAAGGCACUCCUAUGUUUGCUGUUAAAGAAAAGCUCAAAGCCACCAGAGUUGCUCUUCUUAAAUGGAGCCAAGCACUAAAUAUCAACAAGAGUGGAACUAUUGAAAGGCUCACACUACAACUUCAAGAAAUGAGAGAACACAGCAACAACAUGAACUGGGAUGAAUGGAACAAGAUUACAAUAGAGCUGGAUGAAGCUUAUACAUCUGAAGAAGAGUUCUGGAGGCAAAAGGCCAGAAAUCAAUGGCUAAAAGAGGGUGAACAGAAUUCUAAAUUUUUUCAUGCUCUCACUAUUCAAAGAAGGAAAACCAAUGCCAUAACUCGGUUGGUUGAUGACAACAAUAUUCUUAGAGAAACUGAUGAGAAAAUCCAAGACUGUGUUGUUGACUUCUACUCCCAGCUCUUUUCCACAGAUGGCUUCAGAGGUGAUGCUGGUAUUCUUAAUCUUAUCCCUCAAACUAUCUCUUGUGAUUUAAAUGACUCUCUUAUCUGCCCUGUGGAGGAAGAGGAAAUAAAAAAUGCUCUCUUUUGUAUGAGUCCUAAUAAAGCUCCAGGUGAAGAUGGCUACCCCCCUCUACUCUUUCAGCAUUUCUGGCCUAUCAUCAAAGAGGAUCUCUGCACAGCCAUCACCAGCUUCUUCAGCUCUGGUAUGAUCCUCAAAAGCUGGAAUACUACCUUGAUCACUCUGGUGCCUAAGUGUAUCAAUCCUACCUCUCUAAGCCAAUUUAGACCCAUAAGCUUAUGUGGUGUCUCCUACAAGAUUAUAUCUAAUAUUUUGGCUUCCAGACUCAUGGUCUGCCUCAACCAUUGCAUCAGCUCUAGCCAGUCUGCCUUCAUUCCUGAAAGACAGCUAAUUGACAAUGUCAUCUUGGCCCAAGAAGCUAUACACUUCCUACACAGGCAUAGGUCAGGAGGCAAGACCUUUAUGGCUCUAAAACUUGACAUGAUCAAAGCUUUUGACAAAUUAGAAUGGCACAGCAUUAUCAACAUUCUUCUGAAAAUGGGAUUCUACCCUUCUUUUGUCAAAUGGAUACAUGCUUGUAUAUCUACCUCUGCAUUUUCCUUUAAUCUGAAUGGCAGGGUGGCUGGUUUCAUUUCUCCUUCUAGAGGGGUGAGGCAAGGGGAUCCCUUAUCCCCUUACCUUUUCAUUGUUGUCACUGAAGCUCUUUCCAGAUUAAUUGCUGCUGAUGUCCAUGCUCACAGCUUCAAUGGGCUCAAGAUUUCUAGAGGAGGU
Molecule: messenger RNA, 1772 nt
Organism: Striga hermonthica
Lineage: Eukaryota; Viridiplantae; Streptophyta; Magnoliopsida; Lamiales; Orobanchaceae
Source: the annotation of a GenBank genome assembly